AUGGACCCCGACACACCCGCUGCCAACGACCCGCAGCCGUCCGUCUUCCGCUGGAUCUUGGGUUUCCUCAUGGUCGGCGCAUGCUGGGGGCUCACCACGCCGUUUAUGCGCAGAGCUGCUAUGAACUACACUGCGCCCACGCACCCCUCCUUGACUGAUCCCAAGAACUCGGUGCUCAAGAAAAAGGUUUUGGGUAUCUGGUACGCUGUCAAAGGCGUAUUGAGUAGACCAGCGUAUGCCAUACCGCUACUGCUCAACGUGACCGGUAGUGUGUGGUUCUUCAUUUUGAUUGGCAAGGCUGAACUGAGUCUCACGGUACCCAUAACAAACUCGCUGGCGUUCAUGUUCACAGUGCUGGGUGAGUGGUGGGCAGAGAAGAAGGUCAUCAGCAGAGACACUUGGAUUGGCAUGGGCUUGGCUCUCGGUGGCAUUGCGCUGUGCGUACAGAGCAAGACAUAA
Molecule: messenger RNA, 459 nt
Organism: Ascochyta rabiei
Lineage: Eukaryota; Fungi; Ascomycota; Dothideomycetes; Pleosporales; Didymellaceae
Exons: 3
Coding region: 1-459 (152 amino acids)
Source: RefSeq, a predicted model, not a curated record